Molecule: messenger RNA, 789 nt
Organism: Colletotrichum graminicola M1.001
Lineage: Eukaryota; Fungi; Ascomycota; Sordariomycetes; Glomerellales; Glomerellaceae
Product: WW domain binding protein 11
Exons: 2
Coding region: 1-789 (262 amino acids)
Biological process (GO): RNA processing
Source: RefSeq, a predicted model, not a curated record
AUGCCGAAGGAACGCAACUUCAAUCCUGUGCAAGCCCAGCGGAAAGCUGAAAAAGCCAAAGCAAUCAAGAAAGGCAAGGCUGAAGUCCAAUCCCGUCGCAAUGAGAAGCUUGCUCGUCGAAAUCCCGAACGAAUCCAGAAGCAGAUAGACGACCUCAAGGCCAUAACAACGGGGGGUGGCAAGCUUUCUCGUCACGAAGAACAAGUCCUCGAAGGUCUCGAGAAGGAGCUGCGUGCAGUGAAAAAGGCCCGCGAAGCACUAGGCGACAAGGCCCCUUCAUUUGGUCAUGGAGGUUUCAACCGAGGUGGUGAUUUCUCAAGAGGAGUCCUUGGAAAGCGGAGAAGGGACGACAACGAACUAACAAGCGACGAGGACGUCCCUAGUGAUGUCAAAAGUAUUCCCAUGCCGCGAGAUACCCCGCCGCCGAUUCCAAAGGAAAUGAUGGAUAAAUGGUACGCCAAGAGACGAGCUCGCUGGCAAGCUCAGCAGGCCGAAACCCAGAAAUCGGACGAGAAGGAGGAAAAGCCUGCAGCGCCAGAGCCGAAGACUGUGUAUGAGGCCAAACCUAUAGUUCGAAACCUGGCGAAGGAGGCAGUAUCUGCAUUUGUGCCUACCGCAGUCAAAAUAAAGAUGGAUAAAGGCAAGGGCAAGGGUGGUUUGAUGGAACCUGAGGAAGCAGACAAGCUCGAACAAGAGGGUUACUUGAAGGCACUGGCCUUGACAGACGAAGCCGAAACCGCUGGACCCAAGAGGGUUAUGGUUGAAGAUGCCGACGAUGACGAUAUUUGA